Molecule: messenger RNA, 159 nt
Organism: Loa loa (African eye worm)
Lineage: Eukaryota; Metazoa; Nematoda; Chromadorea; Rhabditida; Onchocercidae
Exons: 1
Source: RefSeq, a predicted model, not a curated record
GCUGUUGAACAAUGUUCAUGGUGUAAAUGUGCAAAACGUUGGCAACUUGCUAUCUUGGCUAAUUUUGGAUUUUUAAUUGUUUUUGGUAUACGUUGUAAUUUUGGCGCUGCAAAAAAUCAUAUGGCACGUGAUUAUACAGAUCCAUGGGGCAAACAUCAU